AUGUCUGUAUCAAAGAUUGCUGGUCUCCUGCUUAGCUCGGCCGCCAUGGUCGCUGGUCACGGUUACGUGACGGGUGCUGUUGUUGAUGGUACCUACCACGGUGGCUUCCUCGUCGAUAGCUACAACUAUCAGGCCGAGGUUCCCGAGAACUUCGGAUGGUCUGAGACUGCCACCGACAACGGCUUCAUCGACGCCACUGGCUACUCUGGCCCUGACAUUAUUUGCCACAAGGAGGCCACCCCUGGUGCUCUCUCCGCAGAGGUCAAGGCUGGUGGCUCUGUCGAGCUGCAGUGGACCGAGUGGCCCGAGAGCCACCACGGCCCGGUCAUCACCUACAUGGCUAACUGCAAUGGCGACUGCUCCAAGGUCGACAAGACCACUCUCGAGUUCUUCAAGAUUGAUGAGGCCGGUUUGAUCGACGGCAGCAACGUCCCCGGUAAAUGGGCAUCUGACGAUCUCAUUGCCGCCAACAACAGCCGCACUGUGACUAUCCCCAGUGCCAUUGCCGCUGGCAACUACGUUCUCCGUCACGAAAUCAUUGGCCUGCACUCUGCAGGUGAGACCAACGGUGCCCAGAACUACCCCCAGUGUCUCAACCUGAAGGUCACCGGCGGUGGUAGCGACACUCCUAAGGGCGUCCUCGGCACAAAGCUCUACAAGGCUGCCGACCCCGGCAUUCUGGUCAACAUCUACACUGCCAUGGACUCUUACAAGAUCCCCGGUCCCGCUCUGUACACCGGUGCCGCCUCCGGCUCCUCGACCACUGCUCCCGCCUCCACCACCACCGCCGCUGCCACCACUACCGCGCCUACUACCACUGCCUCGACUGUGAGUGCCCCUGUCCAGAGCUCCUCUUCGUUCUCGCACCCGCACUUCACCCGCCGUCCCACCCGCAGCCCCUCCGGCACCCCAACCCCCUCAUCCACUCCUUCAUCUGCUCCCACUUCUGCUAUCUCAACCUCCGCCGAGGCUCCUGUCGUGACCGAGAUUGCUACUACCACAGUUGCUUCCUCUGCUUCUCAGGUUACUGACGAGCCUACCACACAGACUGCCAGCCCCUCCGACGUCACCGUCACCGUGAGCGCCCCCGGUCAAUCUGCCCAGAGCUCCGUUCCCGCCGCUGGUGGUGACGCCUCCGAGCCUAGCGCCACUGCUGCCCCUACCGCUGCACCCACCGGAUCCGCCGGCUCUGGCUCCGGAUCUUCCGAGGGUCCCAGCGACUUCGCCGCAUACCUCAGCUCCUUGAGCGCCGAGAAGCUCCUUGAGGUUAUUCGCUCGACCAUGAAGUGGCUUGUCUCUGACAAGAAGGUGCACGCCCGUGCCCUGUCCCACUAA
Molecule: messenger RNA, 1335 nt
Organism: Penicillium robsamsonii
Lineage: Eukaryota; Fungi; Ascomycota; Eurotiomycetes; Eurotiales; Aspergillaceae
Product: AA9 family lytic polysaccharide monooxygenase
Exons: 1
Coding region: 1-1335 (444 amino acids)
Source: RefSeq, a predicted model, not a curated record